Salvia splendens (bonfire salvia) is the source of this 1513-nucleotide messenger RNA. RefSeq names its product squamosa promoter-binding protein 1. NCBI's taxonomy places the organism in Eukaryota, Viridiplantae, Streptophyta, Magnoliopsida, Lamiales, Lamiaceae. Gene Ontology annotation, molecular function: DNA binding. The transcript has 2 exons. The record is from RefSeq and is a predicted model, not a curated record. Gene Ontology annotation, cellular component: nucleus. The coding region runs from base 316 to 825 and encodes 169 amino acids.
UUUAGAAACCAAUCUCUGGAGUCUGAACCGUUUCUUGGUUGGCAGAGAAAAGAUAUAAAAGUACAGCAAAACAUAAUAAAUGCAUGUGUAGGCAGAUGAGUAGGACAUUCCAAGCUUUAUAUCAAGAAAUUGAUGUAGGGUCACAAAGAAAGAAGUUUAGAGUUUUAUUGGAAUAGUAAGAGUGGACUCAAAUAUAUGUUUUACAUAAACAGAGUUGCAAAUGACCUCUACCCUCACAUAUUUUAGCAUGCUUUAACACCAAAUAUUGUUUUGUACAGAAUCAGACUACGCAUUCAAGGAAAAAAGAAAGAAAAGAUGGCAUCAGUACCUGUGGUCCUUGGCCUAUUUCUGCUCUUCUUUUCCACCAGUCAAGCUCGACUUAUUCACCUUUCUUCACUUGGUUACUAUUCUUCAGGUAUUCACUCUCCAAGAUUCUACGGCAAAGGAAUGGAAACCAGCAAGGAAGAAGGGAAACGGAUCCUCCAGGAACCUGAACUCGAUGAGGAAGGUGAAUGUGACGAAGAUACCGGAGAAGAUAACAAGAAAAAAGGAGCACUGACCCCCUCCAAAAGAAGAGUAUCUACCGCAGGAGGAUCAACACAGCGUUCUUGUCAGGCAGAAGACUGCACUGCUGAUAUGGCUGACGCCAAGCCUUACCAUCAUCGACAUAAAGUUUGCGAGUUACAAGCAAAGGCUGCAGUGGUUCUUCUCUCCGGCUUGAGACAACGUUUCUGCCAGCAGUGUAGCAGGUCACGAGGAGAAUAUAUGAAGAAGGACCUAGGUAGUAAGACCACAGCUCUGCAGAGAAUAGUUAAAAUUAUUUGAAAUACAUCCCGUGUUAGCCAUGAAAUCUAACACGGACGUAUUAAAGAAAAUUUUAUGAUACAUAAAUGUUCCUCUAGGGCCAUGGAACCCUUUACUCCCCAAGUCCAAGACAAUUUAGCCAUGGAGGGUCUGUUGCCUAAUUUAGCCAUACUAUGUAUGAAGACAACAAGAUACAAUACGUGCAUCCUGUUCAGCAUUCACUCUCUCACCACAUGUGCAGGUUUCACGAAUUAUCAGAGUUUGAUGAAGCUAAAAGAAGUUGUCACAGGCGUUUGGCAGGACACAAUGAGCGGCGACGCAAGAGUUCAUGUGAUUCUCACUGAUAAGAGAUGUAACAAAAUAAUUUGGCCUCUAGAAGAAGGCAAAUUCACUAAAUCCACAUUAAUGAGGAUGCCAUAAAACCAGCCCUACUUCUGAGGAUUCAGUGUUCUCUCUAUCUUCUGUCAAUUGCUGGAUUUCUUUAAACAAAGAACCGGCUCAGUCUGUAUGAGUCAAAUAUUUUGUAACUGUUUCUUGCACUUGUGGUUCGAUUGGUAUUAUUAACAAUGUAUGUACCAUGCCACCUAAGGAAGCUACCAAAAUAAUGCUAAACCUCCUUUGACUGGCUUUAUCUAUAAUUUGAUCGUUUAGACCCAUCAAUUACCUAACUUUACGACCAAGGAAUUAUCUACUAAGAUCAAGAUCUUAU